This is a messenger RNA of Lottia gigantea (owl limpet), 1323 nucleotides long. RefSeq lists its product as hypothetical. Bases 130 to 1296 code for a protein of 388 amino acids. Gene Ontology annotation, molecular function: zinc ion binding; nucleic acid binding. The transcript has 8 exons. Lineage: Eukaryota; Metazoa; Mollusca; Gastropoda; Lottiidae. Gene Ontology annotation, cellular component: preribosome, large subunit precursor. The record is from RefSeq and is a predicted model, not a curated record. Gene Ontology annotation, biological process: ribosomal large subunit biogenesis.
AUUUAUAUUGCGUGUUUUACAGAAACUUCGUCUUGGAUUUGAUGUUUAUUUAUUUCAACGCUGAUCUAUAAAGACAUAUUUCAUUUGACUGAUUUAUUUCAAGAUCUCCAAACUUUAGAAAACACAAUCAUGUCUGUGUUUACAUGUAUAACAUGUCGGGUUGCGUUCGCUGAUGCAGAGUUACAGAGAAGCCAUUAUAAAACAGAUUGGCAUCGUUAUAAUUUAAAACGAAAAGUUGCAGAGUUACCUCCUGUCACUGCAGAGAACUUCAACAGUAGAGUUUUAGCACAGAAAAGUCAGGUUGAAGAAUCUGAAAAAAAUACUGUUUCACAAUGCCUAAUUUGCAAAAAGAAAUUUAAUUCAGAGAAUGCGUAUAAAACACAUGUUAAAUCUAUAAAACAUCAAGAAGCAGAGAAGAAUUAUGACCCAGAGACUGAAGAAAAUAAAAAGAAUAAAGCCAUCUCCAGAUCAGAUUCACAAGCAGGCUCUUCCAAGGGGGAUAACUCUCAACAGUCAACAGAUGCUGCAAUUAGUAGUCAGUCACCAGACGCAGAAAUGUCAGAUGAUGAUGAUGAAGAAGGGAGUGAGGUAGAAAGUUGGAACAGCGAUGAUGUAGAAAGCUUGCCGAUAGAAGAAUGUUUAUUCUGUUCGGUAAUCGGUGAUAGUUUAGAAGACAAUGUAAAACAUAUGACUGAGGAACAUAGUUUCUUUAUCCCUGAUGCAGAAUAUUUGGUGAAUUUAGAGGGCCUCAUUUCAUAUCUAGGUGAAAAAGUGGGUGUGGCCAACAUGUGUUUAUGGUGUAAUACUAAAGGCAGAUCAUUCUACUCCAAACAGGCAGCUAAAAAUCACAUGGUAGAUAAAGGACAUAGUAAAAUGUUACAUGAAGGCGAGGCUGUGUUCGAAUAUUCUGACUUUUAUGAUUACAGAAAAAGUUACCCAGAUCAUGAAGGAAAGACAGAUGAGGAAGAGGAAAUGGAAAUUGAUACACCAGAUCUAGUUGGAGAAGGUUUUGAACUGGUUUUACCCUCAGGUGCCACCAUUGGUCAUCGAUCACUUGCCAGAUAUUACAAACAGAAAUUACGCCAUGAAACUCACCGACCACAACAUAGAGCCAUCAUGCCUGGUAUUCUUUCUCAAUAUAGAGCUUUAGGCUGGACUGGAGCUACAGGACCAAUGGUAGAACAGAAGAAGAAAGAUAUUAUGUAUAUGCAAAAAUUACGCAACAAACAUUUCGUUCAAGUGGGAGUCAAGGGAAAUAAAUUGUAUAGAAACUAUAAGCCACAGAAUCCAAUUUAAACUGUGAUUAAAACAUUUUCAUUAUUA